Molecule: messenger RNA, 2064 nt
Organism: Gastrolobium bilobum
Lineage: Eukaryota; Viridiplantae; Streptophyta; Magnoliopsida; Fabales; Fabaceae
Product: LEAF RUST 10 DISEASE-RESISTANCE LOCUS RECEPTOR-LIKE PROTEIN KINASE-like 1.2
Exons: 4
Coding region: 63-1913 (616 amino acids)
Biological process (GO): protein phosphorylation
Molecular function (GO): ATP binding; protein kinase activity
Source: RefSeq, a predicted model, not a curated record
UUAUUGUAUUCUUCUUGAACAAGGGUCUUUUGCUUCCUUUGUUGUGAUAUAUAUAUUUUUGGAUGGCUGCUCACUCAGUGUUUGGUUUCUUUUUUAUACUCUGUUAUUUUCUGUUUCUUGUCACAGCUGCAGCUCAAGAGGCAAAGCCUGAGGAGUGUCCAGAGUCUUUUCAGUGUGGACAUGAAGUGGAAUUCUCCUUCCCCGACACUAUAAACCCAAAAUGUAGCUUGCCCAUAAAUGUUUGUGACGACAACAAUCAAAUCAAAGAAAUCCAACUGAAAUACCAACCAACAUAUACAACUUAUAUCAUCUCACCGGACGAGUACAAUUCAAUUUUCACCCAUUACCCCAAUUUUGAAACGCUCAGCUAUGAAGCCAGUGUCGCAAUUCCUCCAGGGCCUACUAUUACGCCUUUUCCGAUCCUUAACAACAUUCCUUUCUCCAAAUGCAUCCAUAUCUCCAAUGACAAGAGAACCCAUACAAACAUCUCCAUGUAUAGAAAAUGUCCUGACUAUGCAUACUUUCCUUCUGAACAUCAUGGUGAUGAUAGCGAGAACCACAUUCUUCCAUAUGCAUGUUUACUUGUUCAGCUUAGAACUGAACAAGUACCCAAUUCCACUUGCCCGUGUCCAUUCUUAAUUUCUUUUCUCGAAAUUGAAUUGGAAAAGUCCGAGUUUUCUGAAGACUGUUGGUUCAAGGCGCCACCUGACAAGAGACGGGAUUUGAAGGCUACGAUAAUCGGUCUUUCAAUUGCGUUGGCAAGCGUGAUUACAAUUGCCUUGUUUGUUAUUCUUUUGAUGUACAAACAAAGACACAAAUCUUCAGGUGUCCAAAACCAACCAAGAAACACUUAUCCUGGUCCCUUCAGCAGAACAACAAACCCAGAAAGUGGAGCUGUCUACUUUGGGGUCCCUGUCUUCUCCUAUGAGGAGCUCCAAGAGGCAACAAACAAUUUUGAUCAAGCUAGAGAGCUUGGAGAAGGAGGCUUUGGGACUGUUUACUACGGAAAGCUUCGAGAUGGACGUGAAGUAGCAGUGAAGCGCCUAUACGAGCGCAACACCAGGCCAGUAGAAUCGUUCAUCAAUGAAAUUCAGAUCCUCACGCGCUUGCGCCACAGAAAUCUUGUAUCUCUCUAUGGCUGCACUUCACGUCACAGUCGUGAGUUACUGCUAGUAUAUGAAUAUAUCCCAAAUGGCACUGUUAGUUGCAAUCUCCAUGGUGAUAAAGCAAAGCCUGGCUUAUUGCCAUGGCCCGUGAGGAUGAAAAUUGCCAUAGAGACUGCUAGUGCAUUGACUUAUCUCCAUGCUUCUGACAUCAUUCACCGAGACGUGAAAACCAGCAACAUUCUCCUGGACAAUAGCUUUUGUGUUAAAGUUGCAGAUUUUGGGCUUUCAAGACUGUUCCCCAAUGAUGUCACACACGUCUCCACAGCUCCACGGGGAACCCCAGGUUAUGUUGACCCAGACUAUCGCAUAUGCUACCAGCUUACAAGCAAGAGCGAUGUAUAUAGCUUUGGAGUUGUUCUUGUUGAGCUAAUAUCGUCUUUGCCAGCAGUUGAUAUGAACAGGGACAAGGAUGAGAUUAAGUUGGCAAAGCUAGCCAUUAGGAAGAUUCAAAAAAGGGCAUUUUGUGAGUUGGUUGAUCCUUCCCUUGGUUUCCAGUCAGAUGACAAAUUAAGAAGGAUGAUUAUUUCAGUGGCAGAAUUGGCUUUCCAGUGUUUGCAAGGGGACAAGGAAUUGAGACCCUCUAUGGGUGAAGUACUGGAGGUGCUGCAGAGAAUCACAAGUGGGAAUGAUGAGCCAGGGAAUCAUGAGGGAAUUGAUGUUCAUGGUGCUAGGAUUUCACAAAGUUAUGUAUACCCGUCACUUCCAAACACUCUGGAGAAGCCACAGCGCCUUCACCAAACACUCUGAUGAAAGGGAUGAUGAGAUUACUUCACCAAAUAUCAGUGGCUAGCCACUUAGUCUUUGAUUUCCAAUAGUUGAUACUUGAUGCUUCUUUAACCACAUUCUACUAUAUAUAGAAAGAAUGAUAAACUCUUGUGAGUUGCAUAUAAUACUAGUG